Panthera uncia (snow leopard) is the source of this 514-nucleotide messenger RNA. RefSeq names its product voltage-dependent T-type calcium channel subunit alpha-1H-like. Lineage: Eukaryota; Metazoa; Chordata; Mammalia; Carnivora; Felidae. The transcript has 5 exons. Bases 1 to 450 code for a protein of 149 amino acids. Gene Ontology annotation, molecular function: low voltage-gated calcium channel activity; voltage-gated sodium channel activity. Gene Ontology annotation, biological process: membrane depolarization during action potential; sodium ion transmembrane transport; positive regulation of calcium ion-dependent exocytosis. The record is from RefSeq and is a predicted model, not a curated record. Gene Ontology annotation, cellular component: plasma membrane; neuron projection; voltage-gated sodium channel complex.
AUGGCUUGCCAGCAGUUUGGGAAGAACAGGGGAGCUCAGGCAGCCCCACAGAAAGCCCACCUCAGAGCGUCCACCCUUAACUCGACCGCCUGCCGCACGUGGUUCGAGCAUGUCAGCAUGCUGGUCAUCAUGCUCAACUGCGUGACCCUGGGAAUGUUCCGGCCCUGCGAGGACGUCGAGUGCCAGUCGGAGCGCUGCAGCAUCCUGGAGGCCUUCGACGACUUCAUCUUCGCCUUCUUUGCGGUGGAGAUGAUCAUCAAGAUGGUCGCCCUGGGGCUGUUCGGGCAGAAGUGCUAUCUGGGCGACACGUGGAACAGGCUGGAUUUCUUCAUCGUCAUGGCGGGCAUGAUGGAGUACUCCCUGGAUGGACACAACGUGAGCCUCUCCGCCAUCCGGACGGUGCGUGUGUUGCGGCCCCUCCGCGCCAUCAACCGUGUGCCGAGUAAGUGAUCCCUCCGUGGGACAGGACCGGGUGUCCUGCCGGCCUUACUGACAGCUCUCAAGGGUCCCCUAG